GAUUCUUUAAGUCGUAAACAGUAAAAUUCCGAUAAAGACCACAAAUUGAACGUCAAACAUUCUCGAAAUUUCAAGGAAACAAUCUUAGAAAUACAGAUUCGAAAAAUAGGAAAAGAAACAUGAUGGUGUCAAAUUUUAUCAGCCCCUUACAAGCUGUUCAAUCGAUUUCAAUUUUUACUUAUCUGAACACAUUGAGCGAUUUCCUACUAGCUGGAAAUUUUCUAAAUCCUAUAAAUGAACAUCAACCGAUACCAAUCGUCAAUUCUCUGUUCAAUUACCUUUUGAACGACUAUCAAGAGGAUAGACAUUCAAUAAUUCAUGUCGAAUUUCUAGAAAAUGAUCACUCUCCAAAGAUUAACAACAUUUACAAUUAUUCCACAUUCUGGAAUAGAAAUCGAAAUGAAAUUAUCAAAACAAGAAAAGAAUUCCUAGCUCGUAAAUUAAUUGAGAAUACCGAUUUGUACGGAUCUGAAGAAAAUGAAGCUCUAGACGAAAUAUUCAUUGACGCCCUCUACUCUCACUUGAUUCUAACUCUUGUUUUCGAAAAGUACACAAAUAUUUACGGAUUUCUGAUCGACGUUGUCCGCAAAUCGACGAGUGGGAAAAUAAAUUCUUUGCAUGAACAAAUCUUCAAAAAAUUGUCCAAAGAGAUAUUUCUCACCGAAAAUGGUUACGAAUCAAAAUUGGAGGAUAUGUCAGUGAGGACAAUUAUUCAGGAAUUUAUUUAUCCAUUGCUUCCGAAAGCGAACGAGGAGACAAAUUUAGCGUCGGUUGACUAUAUCUACGGAUCGGCGGGUUCGACUUUUGUGCAUUCGAUCAAAUCGAAGAGAUUUUUAAUGAUGGAUGAAAAUAAUGGAACGAAGAAGGUAAAAGAAGAGGAAGAGUUGUCGAACUAUGUGACGAUUGCACACGCUGUGGAACAAUCUGUAAUUGUUGGUCAAUUGGAAAAAUCCGCCCUCGCCAUCUUUGCGCUUCCGGCUCUUCUUAAUUAUGUCUACAAUCAUAGGGAGGACUUAAGGAAUCGAACAUUGGGAAAUAUUGUUAAUAAUUCAACCCUUGGGUCUGAUGCCUACAAAAUAUUGUUCAGGUACCUAAGUGCAAAAUUCGAUCAAGUUAGAACUGCCGAAAGUAAUGAUUAUAGAUUACAGUUUUAUUUGACGAUGAUGAAUUUUCAAAAUCGGACAAUGUUGGCCAGGGAGAUGAUUAGAAACAACUGUCCAAAUGUCAAGGAAAAGUUUUUGGAACAAGAGGUCCUGAGGUACAAGAAUAGUCCCGAUGAUUAUAGAUGUAAGAGUGGGGAAAAAUUGGAGAAUUUGAAUCGUAUUUACCAGGAUCAGGUUAACAAUGCCGCCACUAAGUAUUUGGUGUAUGAAAAAAAAUCCAUUAGAAAUGCUUUUGGAGAGGAUCUUAUAAAAUCUAUAGAAGCGAAUGAGGUCGAAAUUUCUAAAGGUUUAGUUCACUAUGUCUACGAUGGUUUGAAUGUAUACGAAAAACAGUUGGUUAAAGGAUCUGCAGAUUUGUUCAGAUUUCGGUAUUUGAAGAAUGAAACAUCGGUUUACUAUGCUGUUAUUAGGGAAGAUAACAAUUUGUCGGUGCUGGUUGAGGACGAUGGUGCAACUGGUAAUUGCACUGACAAACCGAUUAGUGAUUCUGUAACAACUACUACGAGUACAGAGUCCGGGAAUUCAGCAACAAGUACUUCUCAACCUUCUGGUUCUGCAUCAUCUAAAAAUUCUACCUUGUCCCUAACUGUGCUUAUACAACAGAUACCAAAAUCCAGCAUAAUCCACUGCAACUCCAAAGACUUUUAUCAAAAAUUGGGUCUUACUCCCGCUCCAAAAUUGCGGGAGAACAAUUUCCUCAACGUAAAGAAGAAAAAAGAGGAAAGUUUUGAUAAAUUUCUAACUCGAAUCUCAGAAGAGAGAGCAACAUUACUUAAUAAAACCCUCGCCGCCGAGGGCUACGACCAAACACGAAAGGAAUGGUGGAAAGAUUUCGGACUAUCCCUAAUUCCAUUCUACACCUGUAGACAUGCAGUUGUCGAGAAAAAAUACGAGGAAGCAGAAUUAUCCUGUCUCAUGGAUGCCAUAACGGCGAUACCAGUCGUCAGAGAAUUCGCCAAUCUUUUCAGUAAGCUUACAACCUCAGUCACUAAAACAGUGAUCCAUUCUGCAGGAACGACAUUUAGUUCCCUAGCCCAGAGGAUGACGGUAAAAGAAGUAUUGCUAAAAUUAGGUCCAGUCAUAGCAACCGAGGUUCAGAAUUUAUCAAGACAGUUCACCAUGGAGACUUUCAAAAAAUUCGGUUUAUCUUUGUUUCGCUACUUGGAUCCGGGUUUUGAAUUCAUUUACACGAUCGGCAAGAGUGGAAUAAGGUCAAUCAUCACUCUAGUCACUGUCAUUAGAAAGUAUAUCUCUUCUCUCGAAUCCAUAAUAAUGGACUUGUUAGCCACCGAGAAUAAAAUUGAAAAUUCGAUCAGAAAAGUGGGGACAAUCUCCAAUUGGGACAUAUUUGUAAAUUCUCUGACCCAAAAAAAUAGCGGUUACGGUUACAAAUUUCUUCAAUUGCCUGACAAACGAACCUUCCAAUUGAGAAGAAUUCAAGAAUACAAUACGAAACUCCCAGUAGUUCUAAUUUCAGAAGAAGAUGAAACCCUAUGCAUGACGUUGAACAUAAAAACCGGCGAAGUGAGGAAAAAAGUAUUUCAUCUAAAAACCGAAAGCUAUCUCUACAAAACUGAAUUUCGCGUUGAAAGUUUUCACAAUUCUCGUUUCUGUAAGGCAUACCGUUUGAAGAGAACUCCAACAACGUUUUCCUGUCUAAGAAAUAUUUUACUCGAAAGAAGAGAAAUAACAGAAGACGCGGCUAUGGAUUUCGUUCAAGAUCAAACGGAACUAACGAAAGACGUUGUACAAAAACAAUUGAGAAACUUUAUAUUUCCCGACGAAGGUGAAUUACAACUCAAAUUUGUCCAGGAUUGGUGGGAAUUAAUUUCGAGCGGUAAUAAAGAGGUACCAAAUUGGAGUAGGGAAUAUCAGAUCGAGAAUGCCGAACUGUUUGAAAGUUUACGAUAUUCCGAUAGAUUGGAUGGCAUAAUAUCAAAAGAGGAUGCAUUCAAGAGAAUUGGAGCACUUGGUUUGGGAGAAAAACAAAAUAAAUACUUUCCCAAUUUAGCCUCUUUCAUGUUGAUACAAACAUUUAACAAAAAUCGUGUUUUUGAAUCUCUCACGUUCGAGGAUUAUGUCGCAUUGCAACAUUACAUGCGUAGUGGAUAUGCGAAGAUUGCAAGUACAACACUUGAGGCAAAAUACAUGAGGGAAGCGAUAUAUCGACUGGCAAUUCGCCAAGGGGAUAAUCCAUUUAAAGAAUGCACUCUAUUUCGUGGAACGACAAAAACACCAGAAGCAGUAGAUCAACUAUUUUUCACGAACAACAAAGAAGUGGUAUUCAAUCGUUUUACGUCGUCAACGUCCAGCAGGGAGGUAGCAAAGAAAUUUCUUCGAGGAAGAGCAGAUCGUAUUAACGUACUCUAUGAGAUGAAGUUUUCAGAACCGUUUUUAAGAGCAAAUUUCGAGGAAAUUAGUUUUUUGAAGGAGUACGAGACUAUUCUUCUUCCUGGUUCUGUAUUUGAUAUUAAAAAAUUGGGGUAUGAAACGAUUGAUGAUGCAGAGACUUUGGUGGUUCAAAUGUCUUUCAAUCAUGAGAAAGUGCCAAAGCAUAAGAGUUUUAAAAAUACUAUGGAGCAGUUGGCAAAAUUGAAGAAGGAUUUUGUCAUAGCUGAUGAAAGUAGUGAUGUUCUGUAGUGAAGAGGUUGUGUGUCAGGAAACUCAGCACCUGGGCUAGGAAGUAUUCCUUUCAACAAUGAACACUUCAUUUUUAUUCCUAACAUUCUAAUUCAUUAGUUUAUUCAAAUAUUUUUUUUACAUAUUACAAAUUUGGCGUCUGUGCUAAAAAAGUAUUAUAUAACGUUAUGUAUUCCUCUUCAGACUUACACUAGACUAUCUUUUGGAUAAUUUCCACCGUAUGAUCUCGUUGUCCUUUUGUUAUACCUAAUUCGUCAACAACUCUCUAAAAAUAAUUUUACAUCUUCUGCUGAUUAUCAGCUGUGGUUACUUUUUAUGAAUUGUGAAUUAAAUUAAUUUUCAUGACCCAGAUAUUAAUUGGAAUUGUUCUAGCAAUAGUUUGAUACCAAUAAAAAAAUUUCGAAACAACUACAACGUGACGCUAAUUGAAGAGGGUACGAAUCCUGCACUAUUUCGGCAAAAAUUAGGCCUCGAAGGUGACAAAGCCAUGGAGACAGAAGAGUUUUCCUGGAUGAAAUUCAACUCUAAAAGGUUCGAACACUUCUUGUCUACACUAGCUCAGCAAAGAGUCACAAUAUUUUGGAGUGACUUAAAGGACUGGGCUCGAGCCAAUGACAGUUCAGUUAAGUUUUAUUCAAAGGAUCACUUUCCAUGCGUAUAAAUAGUAGGCGCAAAAUAGUAUUUUUCUGCACAUGAGUAGCAAAGUACUUGAAAGAAUUCUAAACAGAAGGGGAAACAAUUCUGCAUUUAUUAGGUCUUCAAAAAAUAAAACAUCAAAUGGUGGUCCAGGGGGUCUAUUCUGUAACUUUCCCACUCCCACUUUCCACCCCCAACACCCACUGCCCCCUUCACUUCCCAGAUCCACCUUCCACUCUCACUUCCCACACAAAAGUGGUAGUGGACAGUGAGAGUGGAAGGUAGGAAAUAGGUGUGGAAAGUGGAAGGUGGGCAGUGGUUGUGGGAAGUAAGAGUAAAGUGGAAGGUAGGAAAUGGGUGUGGGAAGUGAGAGUGAAAAGUGGAAGGUAGGAAGUCUCUAUAGCCAAUGAUGUACGUAACGACCAGCAACCCAACUGUAAGAUAAGCAAUUCUGAAGCUAAAGCAAAAAUCCACUGGUAAGCUAAAGCGAGGAACAGUGGGGCAUAUCGUCUAUAGCGCCGAGCGCAAUAAACUGAGGCAUCUCUUUUUUUUUUGGAAGGUAGGAAGUGAGAGUGGGAAGUGAGAGGUAGGUGUGGGAAAGUUACAAAAUCGACCCAUAAACUAUUGCUGCCUAAUUUAUUGUCAAACCAGAAAUUAUAAUUCCCCAAAUUUACUAAAAUCAAAGAAUAAAGUUACCUACAAAAAAAUUAAUAAAAGUCUCUCUCUCUUCUCUUAAUUACCAUUUCCAUCUAAACUAAUUCCAUUCUCUACCAUUCAUGCAAAAUCGUAAAAAGUGACGAGAGGUGUGCGGGAGCUGCAAUUCGGAACGCAGAAUUAUAUGAAUAUUGAAUUGAGUCUGGCUAAGAACUCGCUUGUUAGGAGUCAGCAGAGUGCGAUGAGGGAUAUCAAAAAAUUGAUGGAGACGGAUACGGUGUUCUAUGCUAAGGACUCGUUUAAAUAGGAUCUUUUUAGAUCUGGUGCUGCAGAAAGUUGUGCUCUUACAACUCCUAAAGAUGCUGCAUCAAAUGGUGCUCUAACAUCUCCUAAUAAUGCAGUUCUACAUCUGCUAAGGAUGCUGCAUCGAAAGCUGCUGUUAAAUCUCCUAACAAUUAAUCAGCAACUAGUAAUACAACAUCUAAAAAUAUUACAACAAGUGGAUCUCCAAUUACAGAUCCUACUACAAAUAAUUCAGCAUUAGGUAGUUUCAGAUCUUCCAAAAAUUCCUCAUUAAGUUCAACUACAUCCGUUCAAAAUUCUGUAUCAAUUAAUCCUACAUCUUCCAAACAUUCUAGAAGAAUCAAGAAAACAUCAAGAAAAAACAUCAAACAUCAAGAAGUUUCUAAUCCUAAUCAACUAACUCCUAAUUCCUCAUCGUUUGUAAUUAUC
This is a messenger RNA of Leptopilina heterotoma, 5825 nucleotides long. RefSeq lists its product as uncharacterized. The record is from RefSeq and is a predicted model, not a curated record. Bases 120 to 3803 code for a protein of 1227 amino acids. Lineage: Eukaryota; Metazoa; Arthropoda; Insecta; Hymenoptera; Figitidae. The transcript has 3 exons.